AUGUCUGAAGUGAUCACAGUUGUUAGGAGGAAGGGUGCUUUCCAGCAAUUCGGCGAGAUUGUGGAAAAAUUGGACGAGGAAGAUGUAGACAUCGAGAUGACGGAGGCAAGCGAGAGUGGAUUGGAGGGCGAGAAGUCGGGAUUGCAAGUUGUUACGCCUGGUGAGCUUGUCAGCGAAAAUCCAGGCUGGAUGAGGGGCCAUGGCACGUAUUUUUUGGAUAAUAUGACGUACUCGUCAGUCGCGGGAACUGUGUCGAAAGUGAACAGACUGUUGUCUGUUAUACCGCUUAAAAGUCGGUAUUCGCCCGAGACCGGCGACCACAUCGUUGGCAGAAUAGCAGAGGUCGGCAAUAAGAGGUGGCGAGUGGACAUCGGCGGGAGACAGCAUGCGGUGCUGAUGCUGGGGUCGGUGAACCUGCCGGGUGGCAUUUUGAGAAGGAAGUCAGAGAGCGAUGAGUUGCAGAUGAGAAGCUUUUUGAAGGAGGGCGAUCUGCUGAAUGCUGAAGUACAGUCACUGUUCCAGGACGGGAGUGCGUCGCUACACACUAGAUCGCUCAAGUAUGGAAAAUUGCGCGAUGGUAUGUUUUGCCAAGUGCCAAGCUCGUUGAUCGUAAGAUCCAAGAAUCACACACAUAACCUCCCCGGCAGCGUCACUGUAGUGCUGGGGGUCAACGGGUUCAUAUGGCUGAGGAAAACGUCUAAGAUGGACAGCGCCAGAGACGCACCUUCAGGCGCCAGCAUGGGUUCCACCGGUGGGCCCACGGGAGCUAAGUCGUUACGUGCAGAUACAGUGUCGAUCACCAGAUUGGAAGAAGAGUCUUCGUGGCAGAUAUAUUCGGAUCAGAACGACCCUUCGAUAACCAGCAGUAUUAGACAGACCAUAUGUCGCUAUGCGAACGUGAUCAAGGCGCUUGCGUAUUGCGAGAUCGGUAUUACGCAGGAAAGAAUCGUCAGCGCUUAUGAGGCAAGCAUGGCAUAUUCUGCAGUUGGCAGCCUGAUCGAGAGGGAAGUAAUGGAGAGCCUAGGAGACGACGUGCUCAACGCGGAAAAGAUGAGAGGUUCACCGUUCUGA
Molecule: messenger RNA, 1071 nt
Organism: Torulaspora globosa
Lineage: Eukaryota; Fungi; Ascomycota; Saccharomycetes; Saccharomycetales; Saccharomycetaceae
Gene: RRP4
Product: exosome non-catalytic core subunit RRP4
Exons: 1
Coding region: 1-1071 (356 amino acids)
Biological process (GO): nuclear polyadenylation-dependent rRNA catabolic process; TRAMP-dependent tRNA surveillance pathway; exonucleolytic trimming to generate mature 3'-end of 5.8S rRNA from tricistronic rRNA transcript (SSU-rRNA, 5.8S rRNA, LSU-rRNA)
Cellular component (GO): cytoplasmic exosome (RNase complex); nuclear exosome (RNase complex)
Molecular function (GO): RNA binding
Source: RefSeq, a predicted model, not a curated record